AUAGAGCCAAGUAAAGUAUUGCGGCGAGCUUUUCUACAUUUAUAUGUCAAGCAAAGAAUUUAAUGAUUACUCUCACACCAUCUAUCUGUGUAUAAAUUGAGAGUUCAUACAUCCACAGGAGACCAAUGAUCAGAAAAUCUAUCACUUAAUUAAUUGUUAUCAAAUAUGGCAGCUGAAUUUCUGCUCACUUUCGCUGCUGAGGGAAUUCUGACCAAGGUGUCUUCACUUGCCUCUCAAGAACUCACUCUUGCAUGGGGGUUCAAGGCCGAACUGAAGAAGCUCGGGAAGUCCUUAUCCAUUAUUCAAGAUUUCUUACACGGGGCUGCCGAUCAGAAACCACAAGAUCAUCAGGGCAAGGCAGUAGAGGAGUGGGUCAAGAAACUGAAAGACAUAGCUCACGAGGCUGAUGAUGUUUUGGAUGAAUUCAACUAUGAAGUUCUCCGGCGCAAAGUGGAACUGCAAAACCACAUGAAGAGAGGUACUCAACUUCCUUUCUGCCUCUAAUCCCCUUUUGUUUCGUCUCAAAAUGGCGCAUAAGAUUAAGAAGAUCAAUGACUCUUUGGUGGAGCUUAAGAAGGAGGCAUCUUUCAUCAACUUGGUUGCAAAGAGAAGAGAUUCAACCCCUGGAGGGAAAGGCCCGGAUCGACAAACGGACUCAUCUUUUGAGAAGGAUGAAAAGGUUUUUGGAAGGGAGGAUGUUGUGUCAAAAAUAGUUGAGAGCUUGACCAACUCCAACAAACAGCAGGAUCUUUCGGUUAUGGCCAUUGUUGGAAUGCCUGGACUGGGAAAGACGACUUUGGCUAAAUCAGUGUACAAUGAACCUGCCAUAGAUACACAUUUCAAUAAGAAAAUAUGGGUGUGCGUAUCUAAUACUUUUGAUGUCGAUGUGAUUUUAAGCCAUAUGUUAGAAUCACUAACGAGGCAUAAUACAGGAAUGAAAAAUCGAAGUCCAUUGAUUGAUUCUCUUAAAGAUGAGUUGACAGGGAAGAAAUAUGUUCUUAUACUAGAUGAUGUAUGGAGCGAGGAUGAAUCAAAAUGGGAGAGUUUGAAGAGUUGUUUGUCAAAGCUGAAUUCUUCUCCGGGAAGCAGCAUUAUCAUCACCACCCGCAGUGCCGAUGUGGCAUCAAUUGCUGAAACAGCUAUUGCUGAAACACUUCCCAGACUUGAACUGACAAUUUUAUCAACAGGGGAAUGUUGGUCCAUUUUGAAGCAAAGAGCGAAUUAUAUGAAUGAUGUCAUUGAUGCAGAUCGAGAAAGAAUUGGGAGGGCGAUUGCUGAAAAGUGUGGAGGCAUACCCUUAGUGGCAAAGGUUUUGGGAGGCAUAAUGCGUUCUAAAACUAGUAGAGAUGAUUGGUUGUCAAUUCAAGAAAGUGAAAUAUGGAAACUACCUAAAGCAGAGGAUAAAAUCAUGUUGGUAUUGAAGUUGAGUUUUGAUAAUUUGAAGUCACCGCCUUUGAAGCAAUGUUUUGCAUAUUGCUCGCUGUUGAGGAAAGAUUUUGAAAUUGAAAGAGAUAAUUUGAUCCAACUUUGGAUGGCUCAGGGAUUACUCCAACCUUCAACCGACAAAAUUCAUCAUGAAAUAGAGGACACGGGCGAUGAGUAUUUUAGUAUUCUAUUGAAAAAUUCCUUAUUUCAAGAGGUAACUGAAGGUGGCAGUAUUACCAAGUACACAAUGCACGAUCUUGUGCAUGAUCUAGCAGAAGAAGUAUCCAAAAGUGAGAGCUUGACACGAGAUUUGAAAGAUAAAUGUGGGGUUCGACAUGUUGCGCAUAUUCCUACUUCAACACUAGCAAACAUGUCAGAAGUAACUGUUGGGAGAUUGCACUCACUAUUUUCAAAUGAUCAGGUCCCAGAUAUCAUUUUCUCCAAGUUUAGAGCAUUGCGGGUCUUAAGUUUACAAGAGGCAAAAAUUCAAGAGUUGUCAAAUUCAUUUGGCAAGAUGAAGCACUUGAGGUAUCUAGACAUCUCGUAUACAGGAAUCAAAGCACUUCCCAAGUCAAUUGGCAAGCUGUAUAACCUUCAAACAUUGAGAAUGCAGGAAACUGAUUAUCUCAAAGAGGUUCCAAGGGAAAUGCAAAACUUGAUCAACUUGAGGCAUCUUUAUUUUGAUAAGACAAUGGAAUUUCCAGCCGGAUUAUUGCGGGGAUUAACUAAUCUCCGAACAUUGUCUUACUUUAAUGUGGGUAAGGAGAUGGGUGUUGGAAUUGAGGAAUUGGUUGGCUUGAACCACUUGAAAGGUGAAUUAAUCAUUCGUAAUCUGGAAAAUAUAAGGGAUGAAGAAGAAGCGAAGAAGGCAAAAUUAGAGGACAAGAAAAAUGUACUGGAGCUAAGUUAUGUAUGGGCAAGAAGCAGAAGCAAUCCAGAAGGUUUGGAGAGUAGGCCAAGCAGCGACUUUCAUGACGAGAAUGUACUAGAAGGACUCAAACCACAUACCAAGUUGGAGAGCUUGAGCAUUGAAAACUUCAUGGGUGAUAAAUUUCCUUCAUGGAUGAUGAGAAACCCUUUGCCUCUCAACAAUUUGAAGAAGGUCCUCCUUUUUGGCUGUCGCAGAUGCGAAGGGCUCCCAAUACUAGGCCAUCUACCGGGUCUUGGACAUGUCGAGAUUUCUGGAAUGCAUAACCUAAAACUCUUGGGAAGUGAAUUUUAUGGUUACAAUCAUGUUUACGAGGCUGCUGUGGCUACCCGAGAGAAGGUCUUAUUUCCAGCACUGAAAACAUUAAGCAUUGUAGGGUGCGGUGAGCUAACUGAAUGGAUGGAAGCACCCACAACGAUGACAUCGUCAACAAGUAAAGUAGUGGUGUUCCCUUGCUUGGAGGAGUUGGCUCUCGGGGGUUGUCCCUUAUUGAGAAAUGCUCCAAGUCAUUUCCCAUCUCUCAAGGAGUUGUGGAUAUGGGUCAUGGGCAGCGAGAAGCCGAUGGCAAGUAUAUGCAAUGAAGUGAGCACUCUGACUUCUCUCUAUAUAGAAAAAAUCAAGGGGCUUACUUCGCUGUCCUCAGGGAUGCUGAAGAAGAACAAGAAUCUCACAUCUUUGGUGAUCUGGAGUUGUGAUGAGAUGAUUCAUAUUGCUCCAAAUGUAUUUGGCUGCUGCGCAAAUCUUAGGGAGCUGACCAUUGGGGGUUGUAAAAAACUGGAGCAGCUAGCCGAGGGUCUAGACACGCUCCCUCUUCUCAGAAGUUGA
This is a messenger RNA of Rosa chinensis, 3178 nucleotides long. RefSeq names its product putative disease resistance protein RGA3. Gene Ontology annotation, biological process: defense response to other organism. Gene Ontology annotation, molecular function: ADP binding. The record is from RefSeq and is a predicted model, not a curated record. NCBI's taxonomy places the organism in Eukaryota, Viridiplantae, Streptophyta, Magnoliopsida, Rosales, Rosaceae. The transcript is spliced from 3 exons. Bases 527 to 3178 code for a protein of 883 amino acids.